This is a messenger RNA of Caenorhabditis sp. 36 PRJEB53466, 4350 nucleotides long. The record is from the annotation of a GenBank genome assembly. Lineage: Eukaryota; Metazoa; Nematoda; Chromadorea; Rhabditida; Rhabditidae.
AUGCUCUCCGCCGCUCGUAUCGUCAUGUUUACAUCGUCAACUCUUCUAUUCCAUCUCUUGUUUUCAUAUUCCUCCCCCUUCUCCUUCUUCCUUUUCUUUCUCACACUUCCUUUUUCAUUCUGCACACCCAAAGCAUUUCUGAGAAUUGAUGUCUGAUAAAAUGAAAGCUUCCUAUAAAGCGGGGGAGCCGUUCUCGGAUUGAUGAAUUCUUCAUCUCAACAGCACCUCCCACUUUUUUUGGUUUUCUGCUUCAAGAGGACAUUGCAGCUUCGUGGCACCUUUCUUCUUCUUCUUCUCUUUCUUCCCCCUCCUUCCUUUCCAUUCAUCCGCGUUUUCGCCUUCAACGCAAUCCAAUUAGUUCCCCUUUCCAUAUAUUCGUGCCGAAACCAGUCUCUUAUCACCCGUUUUGCUUGCCUUCUUUUCUCUGUCACCCCGUCCUGAUAUAAUUAUUAUCUCAAAUUUUCACUUUUCCGUAAAUCCGUUCCCCGCCGCCCUCAAUUCAAUCCUAAUCAAUCCUGAAUUCGGAAUAAUCUCAGAAAAGAAGACGUCGCCCGGCCAACAACAAGUGGGCGGUGCAUGCGUGUGCGCCGCUGAUAACGCCAAGGAAACAGUGUGCGAGGCGGUGAGUCGCAGACAUCAGAUCGCAUUUCAGGUCACUGUCCGGACGGCGCCGCGCGGAAUCCGUCGCUCUUAUUGUUGCGGUUAUGCAAUGAUAGGCCGCGUGGGCACGCACUUGUUGUUAUCGACACCCCGGCCCACACUUUCGAAUCAAGUAAUAAUUGUUUGCAGCAGCCGCCGAUCCAUUCGAUCCCAUCCGUGAUGACGACGGCUUCCGAGCUGCUGUCCGACGACGCGAGAGCCCGUUUCUCGCACACAAAGGCGCUUUUUGAGCAGCUCGAGCGGCAGCAAGAUGUGAGUCUGUUUUCUGUUUGUGCCCAUCCUCAGUCAGCCUUCCUUUCUGCCAGUCUUGCAAAUUUUCCUGCUCAGAUAUUUAUGCGGUUUUAUUUGGUGACGAAUUUCUCUUUUUUCCGUGAACAUUCCAUAAACCCGUCCGUAAACGACCCGAAAGGAAUCUUACUAGUUUAUUUUUGUUUGAGCAAAAGAACAUAUUAUAUUUCUGCGCUUCUUGAAUGCCAUUCAAGUAUCAAAUGGUAGGCAGGGCUUUUCUAAGAUAUGCGAUCGAACACAGACUCUGCAGACUUCAUAAGAUUGGAUUGAAGUUUCGGCCCGAUCGGAUUAACUGGUCUGGAAAUGUGUGAAUUCGAGGUCGAGAAUCCCAAAAACCGAUCGGUCUGAAACUUCGACCCAAGUUACUUGAAUCCAAGACCAAGACUUCCACCCCAUCCACCAUAAUCCGUGCACCGUCCACCGAUUGCAGGUUCCCUCUUUCUACUCGCCCCGUCUCCAACGUCAACCGCCGCCGCCACUGCCUCCGAAACCGCCAUCCCAAUGUCCGCCGAGUCCGAUGUCGCAGGUAACAAACGAGCGGCGACCACAUGACUCUUCUUCUCUCCCCAUCCCUUCACACCCCCGCUAUUUCGCGUCUUUCACAUUUCAAUGUUUCUGUUCGCCUAAUCCGCUCAUCGAUAAUAGAUUCAUGAAACUCACUCGCACGCCACUGACUCCUUUUCCCAUUCCUCCGCCACUCUCCCCGUAACGACGAGUCUGCAGGUCGAACGGAACUUCUCCGAGCUCGCCGCUGAUCUCGACCGUAUCCAGUCGUCUCCAGCCACCUCCAGGUUUAUCCAGCAAAAGUGAGUCGGCUUUUUCGAUAGCAUUUUUCGACAGCUUACUUUUCAUUUCAUUUUUCAUCCACUAACAUCUUCUUCUUCUUCUUCUUCUUCGCUUCGCAUGCGGUUUCCUCUUCAGAUCCGCCACUCUUCCGCCGCCGUCCUCUUAUUCCGAAUCGCCGUAUUCGUUCGAGAAUACGGUGGCCACAUCGCAAUACGGACUUCACAGCAACAACAACAACAACUCGUUUGAGCCCUAUUGGCGGAAUGGAUCCAUCUAUCGGAGACAGUUCGAGAAACCGUAUGUACUUCUUCUCAUUCUCAAGCAUGCGUCUACUUCUGUUUCUCUUCAGUUCACUAACCUGAAUAAAAUAUCAAAGAGGAAUGGUUGGACUCUGAAUGCUCUGUUCAACUUUGAGAGAAAUCGACAGCAAAGCAUUCCGAAUUCCAGUCUUCCUCUCUUUCUCUUUUCCAAAACAUACUCAUCUCAAUGAUCAAUUUCAGUUUCGGCGACGACAGCGAUGGCAGCAACGGCUCCGCGAACGGAGUGAAGCACACGACGUACGCCGUCGUCAAGACCCCACGAGAAACAGAAAUCGAGGCGUCGUCCGAGGGUCGGGGAUUGAUGGAAACGAGAAGAGGACUGAGUCCCGAACGGCCCGACGCGGAUCUCGCCAACCGAAAGGUCUCGUUCAGCACCGCACCCAUUCCGGUAAGACACCACCCAUCACGUACUUACAGUAACCCACCGCAAACGGCUUUCUAACCAACAACGGCGAAAUGUAUUUAUGUGUGUUUGAAUGUUUGUUCGCAAAGUGACAAUAAUAAGUACAAUCCGGAAUUAGGUCACUGCCGUUCGAAGAUAUGAUAAGAGGAGAAGGGGAGAAGAGAGCGCGGUGUCGAUGACAUUUCCAAUUUGCAUAAUAUCUCCGCACUCAUCAUAUCCGUUUUCAGGUGUUCUCCGCGUUCUCCGUCGAAGACUACGACCGCAAGAAUGAGGACAUUGAUCCGGUGGCGAGUUGUGCCGAGUACGAACUGGAGAGAAGGCUCGAGAGAAUGGACCUGUUUGAGGUGGAUUUGGAGAAAGGAGCCGAGGGCCUCGGCGUCUCUAUAAUUGGUUUGUGCUCUCCUUCCGACAAUCCCAAACUACCGUAACUGUUUCCUUUCAGGCAUGGGCGUCGGAGCUGACUCAGGGCUCGAGAAGCUCGGAAUCUUCGUGAAGAGCAUCACUCCGGGAGGAGCUGUCCAUCGGGACGGACGCAUCCGAGUGUGCGAUCAGAUCGUGUCGGUCGACGGGAAAAGCCUGGUCGGAGUGUCCCAGUUGUACGCAGCGAACACUCUCCGAUCUACGAGCAAUCGGGUCACUUUCACAAUCGGCCGUGAGCCGAAUCUAGAGGAAUCCGAAGUGGCACAGCUAAUUCAGCAGAGCCUCGAGCAGGAUCGGAUGAGAAUGCUCGGCGACGACGAGGACGACAUCGAGGAGCCGCCUCCGCCGCCGUCGCAGAUGCCUCAGAUGACGUCAUCGUCGCUCUCCUCUUCCGAAUCCGAUCGGCCGACGACGUCGAUGAUCUCGAAAGAGGAGGCGGAAAUCCGAUCAAAGAUUGCCGCACUCGAAAUGGAGCUGGACGUGACACACAAAAAAGCGGAGCACUAUCACGAGGUGCUCAGCUCCACGAAAUCGCAUUGCGACCAGUUGGAAAAGCAGAACGAGCAGGCAAAUCACAUGAUCAAAAGCUAUCAGGAAAGGGAGAAGGAGCUGUUGAACAGAGAAGAGAACCACGUGGAACAGCUGAGGGACAAGGACAUCCGCUACACGUCACUGGUGCAGCAGUUGAAAGAGCGAAUCGACGAGCUGGAGAAGAAGCUGGACGAGGCGGAAGAGAGGCGGCAUUCCAUCCAGAACCUGGAGCUCAUCGAGUUGAGAGAGAAGCUCAAGGAGAAAAUAGAGAAGCGAGACGAGGGGUUGGCCUACAAACCGGGAGGAGAACUGCCGCACGAGGACAAGGCGGUCAUGGCCAAUCUGGAGACUGUGGCCGUCAGUUUCGACGCCUCGCUCGUCCGACCUCAUCUGAAUUCUUUGCAGACGCCGACGAACAAGAAGGACGCGGAAGUGUCGGUGGGCAGCAGCUGGACGGAAGAGUACUCUUCGCCGUGCGAGUCCCCGGUCCCCCGCAUCUCGGAGCCCGCGUCGCCGGCUCUUCCCCACAAGCUCUCUCACCGAAAACUGCUGUUCCCGCUGCGCAAAAAGUACGCGGAGAACGAUUUGUGGCGUGCCACGUGUCAACCAGUCGGACUGCAAGCCCUUCACUGGACCGUCGACGACGUGUGCCAACUGCUCGUCUCGAUGGGACUCGACAAGUACGUGCCGGAAUUCACGAUCAACAAGGUGAAUGGCGCCAAGUUCCUCGAGUUGGACGGAAGUAAAUUGAAGGUAAGAAAGUGAAAAAGGCGCUCCAUCGCUAAUUUAUGCGAUUUUCAGACGAUGGGAAUCCAGAAUCACUCGGACCGUUCUCUGAUCAAAAAGAAGGUGAAAGGGAUGAAGAAUAAGAUCGAGAGAGAGCGGAAGCAGCUGGAACGGGAGAGCCGAACACGAGUGAUCGCCCACACGAUUCCCAUGUGA